AUGGCUCGCCAAAUGGCCAAUGGCAAAGAGAAGUCCAUUGGAGGGGAACUCAUGGAGAAUACGAAUCUACCACUCACCACUCGGGUCAUGAAUUUUCCCCUACCUGACAAAUUCAAAAUGCCCCGAGUCAGUAACUAUGAUGGCAUAGGAGAUCCCACGGAGCAUAUGGAGAGUCUCCGCGUGCAAUUUAUCCUCCAUGGCACCCUAGAUGAGAUUUCGUGCACGGCCUUCCCCCUAACUUUGGCUGGAAGGAAGAAGAAUCCGGCCUAUCUACUCUCCCUUGUUCAAGGGAAGGAUGAGUCAUUGAAGGAAUUCAUGCUCAGAUUCAACAAGGAGAAACUAACAAUUGAAAGCCCGAAUGAGCAAACGAUACUCGAUGAUUUGAUGCAUGAAGUGAGGGCUAAGGGGCCGUUGAUGGCUGAGCUAGCGAAAAGUUCCAAAUUAGUGACUCUCAGCCAAUUCAUGAAUAAGGCUAAGGAGUACAUUAAUCAAGAAAAAACUGUCAAGGCUCUCAUGAAGUCUCAGAGAGAAGAAAUCCAAGCUAAGGGUAGUGCUGGUAUAACAGUACCGGCGAGCUUUGGAAAGAAAGAAGAGAAGAAUGUGAAGAAGUCGGGGAAGAAGACAGCCCCAUCGUAUCCGAGGAUGGAUCCUCAAAAACUGCAGAGCCCGAGGUUCACCCCACUGAAUACUAGCAUGACCAAGGUAUUCAUGGAGAUCAGGAGAGAUCCUGCCUUCAAAUGGCCAAGCAAGUUGAAAGGUGACCCUAAAAGGCACGACCCUCAAAAGUUCUGCGAAUAUUAUCGUGACCAUCGUCAGUUAACUGAGUAG
Molecule: messenger RNA, 828 nt
Organism: Corylus avellana
Lineage: Eukaryota; Viridiplantae; Streptophyta; Magnoliopsida; Fagales; Betulaceae
Source: RefSeq, a predicted model, not a curated record